This is a messenger RNA of Betta splendens (Siamese fighting fish), 2638 nucleotides long. It is a transcript of the gene lrrc58b, whose product is annotated as leucine rich repeat containing 58b. The transcript is spliced from 4 exons. The record is from RefSeq and is a predicted model, not a curated record. Bases 247 to 1305 code for a protein of 352 amino acids. NCBI's taxonomy places the organism in Eukaryota, Metazoa, Chordata, Actinopteri, Anabantiformes, Osphronemidae. Gene Ontology annotation, molecular function: protein binding.
AUAUUGCCCGCAAAGAAGGUCCGUGCCGCGGGGCAGCACUCGACGCACUUACGUGUAGUCACAACGGCGAGUCCUCGGAGUUAAAGGAGUGACCCAGAUUCCCAGAGAUGCGAUAAAAUGUUACCGCCGAGCGAAGGAACCGCAGUCGUGCUCCAUGUUGACGGACAAGUAGCGGAGUUCGCCGUCGCUUCCACCCUGUAGCUCAAACUUUCGUCAGAGUUGGGAAUCCACGCUAAAACAGCCAAAAUGGAGAAUCACGAAGGAGCGGCGGCGGUGGGCGACGGCGUGCUCGACUUCUCACGCCUGAGUCUGACCUCCUUCAGCGUCGACGGCGUCAGCAGCGACCGGAAACGGGACACGAAGCAGCUGUACCUGAACAACAACCGGCUCACCUCGCUCUCCUCGUCGCUCUGCCUCUUCUGGAACCUCGAGUUUCUGGACCUCAGCAACAACGGGCUGACGACCAUCUGCGAGGGCGUCACGCGCCUGCACGGGCUCAAGACGCUGAUCGCCAAGAACAACCGCCUGGACGAGCUCUCGCUGCCCAAAGACUUCGGCUCUCUGCAGCUGGAGGUGUUGAACUUUAGUGGGAACCGAUUCCAGGAGAUCCCGCUGCAGUGCAUGAAACUGCUGCGCUUGCAGUCGCUUUCACUCGGCGGAAACCGACUGAAGAGUAUACCUGCGGAGAUCGAAAACCUAGUCAGUCUUGAGCUGUUGUAUCUGGGUGGAAACCUCAUCUCAGCUAUUCCUCCUGAAGUGGCAAACCUGCCCUACCUCACCUACCUGGUUCUAUGUGACAACCGCAUCCAAAGUGUCCCACCACAGCUCACCAGGCUCCACUCACUCCGUUCUUUAAGUCUCCACAACAAUUUGCUCACUUACCUGCCGAGGGAGAUCCUCAGCCUGGUGCACCUGCAGGAGCUCAGUCUCCGAGGUAACCCACUGGUUGUGCGCUUUGUUAAGGAGAUGACCUAUGACCCCCCUUCGUUGCUGGAGUUGGCAGGACGUACAAUCAAAAGCCGAAAUAUUCCUUACUUCCCCUGCGACUUGCCCUCGAAUUUGCUGCGUUAUCUGGACCUGGCAAGCAAAUGCCCCAACCCAAAGUGUGCUGGUGUCUAUUUUGAUUCGUGCGUGCGCCAGAUCAAAUUUGUGGACUUCUGUGGGAAGUACCGGCUGCCCCUUAUGCACUACCUGUGCUCCCCAGAGUGCACAUCACCCUGCAAUUCCAACCCCCAAAGUGAUGCCGAGUCCGAGGACGAGAGCACGGUUCCUGCCGACCGCCUGCAGAGGGUGCUUCUGGGGUGAUGGGAAAUGGAGGAUCCUCUAAGCCCAGCUGUGCCAGCUACACACAAUACACACAAAUAUGCAACACACAAUGUGAAACGGUGGUCCUUUCUACUGUGGCCUUAAAAUACAAAAUCACAUUAUAUGGCUGCUGCUCCCUCUUAUGUCAGUUUACAUACCAUGAGUAAAGACAAUCUGUUAAUUCUCAUGGAGCCAUGCACCCAGUCAGUUAUGGCUCCAUAAAAGUGCUCAUCUCUUGGUCGAGCAUAUGAGGGCAGUAAAACUCCUCUUGGACUGAAGGAGCAGCGUUUUUUUAUUUUAUUUUUUUUUAUUUUCUAGGGCAGCACAAUUUUCUUUAAAACAAAACCUGGUGCUUUGUAGUCUCUUAAUUGUGUUUUAAAAGAGUUUGGAUAUGAACAGUUGGUUUUUGUCCAGAUACUGGAAAUGCACACGACGCUUUCAUGUAUAUUACUUUGACCAAGUCGGCAUUAAAGCUGCUUUCCUAAAAGGAUUUUUCAAGGAUGUCACCAGAAACUGACACUAGUUUAACUCAGUCCUGUAAAUGGAAUGUGUGCAAAGUAGGAGAUGGACUAAUUUACCCUGUGUUUGGUGAAGCUAGGCUCUUCCACGCGUUCCUAAGACCAAGGCAUAUGUGUUUUUUUUUUGUUUUUUUUUUUUUGUUCUGAACCACUUGGUAAUUGCAGACCAGCCGUGGCACGACGAGAAUAAUGGUUACGUGCGUAAGCAGAAGAAUGCUUGUCCAGGCUUACUCACAGGAAGUGGAAGUGGGGUGGACCAUGGAAAACCAUUCAUAGCGUUAGCGCUGAAACAAUAGCUAUUCAGAGAAACACAGUGGCAACUUUAUGUUCAGGGUCCAUGAUUUUCACAGAGACCGAUUAGUAUUUCUGAAACUGGGCUUCCUUCAUGUCUGAACAGAGGAACAUUUCUGUUCGACUUGCGAGAAAUCUAAUAAGAAUCAGAGUCAAUUAGUGAAGAGGAAAUCUCCCAGUGGAUUUACGUUAUAUGUUGAUGUUUAGGAAAUAGAAGAAUGCUAGAACCUGCCCUAGAACAAGUGCCUUACUAACUGUGACAUGUAACAGGGUGACGUUUUAGGGAUUUCUGGACUCACCAGGUUAAUCACACUAAAGACAAGAAGUGACCUUAAACACAACUAAAAGCUUUCAUGCAAAUCUCCAAUGCUAAACACUCUAUGUAUUUAAUGACCUGCAGAAUAGUGGCACUUAAACAAAGUAUAUUAAGAUGUAUUAAUUGUAUGUUCUAUUACCCCAUUCAGAUUGGAUAUGUAGAUUGUAUAAAAUAUAUUACAAUAAAGAUUGACAGUAACAUCUCUAAA